Messenger RNA from Neurospora crassa OR74A, 950 nucleotides. RefSeq lists its product as hypothetical. Bases 1 to 564 code for a protein of 187 amino acids. NCBI's taxonomy places the organism in Eukaryota, Fungi, Ascomycota, Sordariomycetes, Sordariales, Sordariaceae. The record is from RefSeq and is a predicted model, not a curated record. The transcript has a single exon.
AUGAUUGUGGUUUUCCUCAUUAUCACUCAAACUCGAACUAUCACCAUCAUCGUCGCCCCCAGGCAUCUCAGGCAUCCCAGGUCUUCUGUGUCCUCCUCCUCCUCCUCCUCCUCUUCCUCUUCCUCCUCUUCCAGGCUCUUCUAUCAACCCGUUACCUCCUCCACCUUCUUCUCUACCACCACCACUACUACCACCACCACCUCCUCCGCCCCAACUAGGUUCGAACCUCACCGCACGUCGUGGCUGCUGCUCACUUGCACUUCUUCUUCCAUCAUUUUUUUCUCCGUUCAGCGCCACUUUCUCUCCGAUUAUCGGUACCUUCACUUCCACCCCUAUCCCUGGUUACCUCCCGAGCGGUAUUCCUUGUCGAACCUCACCACAGAUCCUGAAGAAGUCCCUGAAGAAGUCCCUGAUGACUCCAAACGAGAAGAUGAUCCUGAGCGAGGAGAAGAAGAAGGAGGAGAAGGAGGAGAAGGAGGAGAAGGAGGAGUCUUAAACCGACACCAAACCGCCUGGCACGAUACCCCUCCCUCGACUCGCUCAUACACCCCAGGCCAUGCUUGACAGGGGAGUCCGCAGCGGGUGAGGACGGUCUUGGUGUGUGAGCAGAGGGCGUAGCGGGUUCGUUGUUCGUGGCACAUUUUUUUCUUUGUCUUUUUCUUUUUCUUUUUUUUUUCUUGGUUUUUUUUUUCCCUUGUUCCAGUUUAGGUUCGUGUUGUUUUUUUUACUUGGGCUUUACUGUUUAGAGGCUCUGUUGUCCUCGGGUUUGUCUUGGUCGUUAGUUGUCGGUAGUUAGUCGUCAGUGGUCAGUGAGCGCUGAUAGGUCUAAGGGGUAAGGGCGAGGCUCGUAAAGACAAGACAGAUCGAUAGAUAUCUGAUGCGAAGGAAUCCCCCGGUUUGGUUAAAUAGAUGAAUCGAGGGAGCAAAAACCCAUCGGUGGGUUACCGAGU